CCCUGCCUGGAGCUCGUCAUGAUGGAGCUACUGUGGCUGAGCGUCUUCCUCUCCGGCCAGAUCUCAGGUAUCUUUGGGGUUCCGGCGCUCUCCCAGAGCCCAGAAACCCUCCUGGUUCAGACUGACAAGCAGGCAAGGCUCAUCUGCGAUAUCAAAUUGCCCUCGAUUAAUUAUGGGAUCUACUGGUUCCGCCUGAUCGGCUCUCCCCACAGCGACAGUUUGAGUUACGAGUUUCUGCUCCAGUCGGAGGCGAGGGGCUCUUGCACCUACGGGAAGGGCGUCAAUUCAACGCAUGUCACCGCAUCGCGAGAAUCUUCCAAAUCCACGCUCCUGCUUCAGCGGGCGAAACCCUCGGACAGCGGCAUCUACAUCUGCACCAUCAUCACCAGCCCCUCCCUGCAGUCUGGCAGCGGAACCCGGGUCAAAGUGGUUGAUGCCUUGCCUACAACACCUACACCCACCAAAAAGACCACCACAAAGAGGAAAAUGUGCCCCAAAAAAUUCCCAGGUGCCACUCAACAAGAUGGUCCUUUCUGCAGUGUCCUGCUCCUCAGCCUGCUAGUGGGAUGUAUCCUGAUUUUGCUGAUCUCCCUAAUUGUGAUCCUCCGAAUGAACUACUUAUGGCAUCUGGCUCGCCAUCACUUUGUGAAACAGCUUCAAAGAUGAGUACCAAAAACAAAGAAGUUUUCCAAAUAACCUGCUGAAGAAAUACACUGGACUUUGCAUGAGCAGAAUUGGAAAAAUGAGGGCAUCAGAAUAGCGAUGAAACAUUGACAUUUUCCUAAGCCACUGGGGCUGCCCAUCGCCUGCCGGCUCUUGAGAGUUGGAUUAUGGGACAAAUACGUCUAUUGGUCAACAGUCACACAGCAUUCUCUCAAAACCUCAAGCACUCUCUGCAAUUUACCAAGAGAUGACAGAUUACAUGAAAAAAAAAAUGUAACACAUGACACAAACACCGUUUCCUGUUACUGAUGGAAAGAUUCAGACACCCUCUGGCCCAGGCCCUUUGAAACUCAUCGGCCAGUCGCCAUUUUGAGGUUUCUCGGCAAUGAAAUUGGAACCAUGUUUCCGAAACGUCUCUGCCAUGACCGCCUAACAAAAACGAGUUCACCUAAGAGGAAGAUGAAGGAGAGAACUUUCAGCAGGAGGGAAGGUGACAGAUUGUCCGACUUGUACAAAAGAAACAGAUGGCCUGGGCUCCCAGCAUUGGCUUCCAAGUACCAUGUCUUCGUGAUACAGUUGACUUUGUGCGUUAAUGGGGAGAAGUGUGUCCGCUCUUCUAAGUCUUGUCUUUGUUGUCUUCCCUUUUCUCAUCUCUGAAUGAAAGUGCCUUUGGUUUUUUGUUUGUGUUUAAAUAAAGUCAGAUGAAGUUGC
Molecule: messenger RNA, 1374 nt
Organism: Monodelphis domestica (gray short-tailed opossum)
Lineage: Eukaryota; Metazoa; Chordata; Mammalia; Didelphimorphia; Didelphidae
Gene: CD8B
Product: CD8 subunit beta
Biological process (GO): regulation of immune response
Cellular component (GO): cell surface
Molecular function (GO): MHC class I protein binding; coreceptor activity
Source: RefSeq, marked provisional